UACGACUCAAGUGAACACUGAACUGUGAAAUUAAUAACUAUAAAGUAAUGUGUGCUGCGAGUUUUAGAUGAGAUUAAAAUACAAACAUGUUUGUUUUAACAGAAAUGAAAGAUGUUAUUCGUGUAAAUCCAGCACACUUUCAUCUAAGUUUAUUGGAAUCUAUUACUUCGUUACUGAAUAGAAAAUUAGCAAACAAGGUGGUUCUAAAUAUUGGGCUUUGUAUAGCCUUAUUUGAUAUCACACAUAUUGGGCAUUCAUACAUAUUUCCUGGAGAUGGAUCAUCACACACAGAGGUUAAAUUUAGGUAUAUUGUUUUUAGGCCUAUAGUAGAAGAAAUACUUAUUGGAAAGAUAAGGAGUUGUAGCAGGGAAGGAGUUCAUGUGACAUUGGGAUUUUUCGAUGAUAUAUUAAUACCUGUCAAUGCACUGCAACACCCAUCUCGAUUUGAUGAUACUGACCAGGCAUGGGUAUGGGAGUAUCCUAAGGAGGAUGGUGAAAAACAUGACCUUUUUAUGGACUCAGGUGAAUCAAUUAGAUUUAGAGUUACAAGUGAAGCAUUUGAGGAAAGUCUACCUAAUAAGCCGCCGGGCUCUGAGCGUACAGUACAAGUACCUGCACCUUAUAAGCUGAUUGGUGGUAUUAAUGAGCCGGGAUUAGGGUUAUUAUCGUGGUGGGAAACUCCGGAGAACGAUGAUGCUGAUGGCAGUGAGGAACAGGAAAAUGAUGAAUAAACGUUAUAAAUUAAUAAA
This is a messenger RNA of Leptidea sinapis, 749 nucleotides long. RefSeq names its product DNA-directed RNA polymerase III subunit RPC8 (gene Polr3H). Lineage: Eukaryota; Metazoa; Arthropoda; Insecta; Lepidoptera; Pieridae. Gene Ontology annotation, cellular component: RNA polymerase III complex. Gene Ontology annotation, biological process: DNA-templated transcription; transcription initiation at RNA polymerase III promoter. The record is from RefSeq and is a predicted model, not a curated record. Bases 87 to 731 code for a protein of 214 amino acids. Gene Ontology annotation, molecular function: DNA-directed RNA polymerase activity; DNA binding. The transcript is spliced from 4 exons.